This is a messenger RNA of Pleuronectes platessa (European plaice), 4521 nucleotides long. It is a transcript of the gene csf2rb, whose product is annotated as colony stimulating factor 2 receptor subunit beta. The transcript has 15 exons. Gene Ontology annotation, molecular function: cytokine receptor activity; protein binding. Gene Ontology annotation, biological process: cytokine-mediated signaling pathway; immunoglobulin mediated immune response. Lineage: Eukaryota; Metazoa; Chordata; Actinopteri; Pleuronectiformes; Pleuronectidae. The record is from RefSeq and is a predicted model, not a curated record. Gene Ontology annotation, cellular component: external side of plasma membrane. The coding region runs from base 417 to 2513 and encodes 698 amino acids.
AAUUAAACUUUCUACGCCAUCAAAUAUUUACUGGGACCAUCUCACAACUAGACUGUACAUUCCUGGACACAUUGUUACCGGCCUCUCUACACGACCCCCAGAUCUGACCCAGGGUCUGCGCCUCCACAGUCACUUCAGAAUUUACAUUCUUCAGCCUACGGAUGAAAAAUGAUUGACGAUGCAAUAAAGUGACAUUCGGUGUGAGUGUGGACAGAAAAGGGGAAACGGACCUCGACACAGAAGAAACUCCCACUGGCUUCUCGACAGCGUUGGCGAGGAGCCGGCUGACGAGAAGGAAGCGGUGGAGGCAGAGUGACGGGCGGUCGACAGGCAGAGCUCCUUUCUUCAGGCUGUGACGUCUUGUUGAUAUGAGACUUCACUCCUCGGCCUCUUAACGCUCCCUGUCCCCCAAAACGAUGCCUCUCCUCUGGGUCAUGCUGUGGUCGGCGCUCUCUCUCCUGGUUCACCCCUCUGGUCCAGACGGCUGCAGAUUCCCUGAGAGCAGCAGCUCAACGAAAGAGUCUCCACUGCUGGAAUCCUUAAGCUGCCAUAACGACUUCGAGUCCUUCGUCCACUGCAGAUGGAGGACACACGGAGACACGUCCCCGCAGCUUUGGUUCCAAACUGAAGACAACAGGGAGUUGUGUGUGCCGUACAGUCCACCGGGCCCGGAUGAACCCGGGACCCUCCAGUGUAGAUAUGAAACCCGUGUGUUUUCCAUUGGCAUCGGACACACUGUCUUCUUCCUCGGGAACGAGACACUGACUGUUUGUUCGUCUGUCCCACCCAAGCCUCUGGAUCUCUCUCAGCACGUGAGAGCUCGUCCACCAGAGGAUCUGUCUGCACUCGAUCCGGGAGACGGAGGCCGAUGGCUCAGCUGGUCCAGUCCUUACUCCCCCUCCUCCUCCUCCUCCUCCUCCUCCUCCUCCUCCUCCUCCUCCUCCUCCUCCUCCUGGAGCAGAAAUCUCAGCUACCAGCUCAGCUACAGACCAGAGCAACACGACCACUGGACUACCCAGGACGUCACAAACACCAGCGUGAAACUCGAGAGGACACUGCUGCUGCCCGGUCGCAGGUACGAAGCCCGGGUGAGGGCCCGGGCCAGCGUGGGCCAGUGGAGCUCCUGGAGUCCGCUGGUGACCUGGAAGACUGAGGAAGACACUGGGCAGAUUCCCAGUUUGCAUUGUGUGCUGCAUGGAGAGGAGGAGGUGCUGUGCAGCUGGGAGGUGAGCAGAGAGCUGGCUCCCUUCAUUAGCUACCAGCUGGCCUGUCGACACCGCAACUCUGCAGAGUCUGAGAUCUGCUGCGUGAACCCAACAGUCAGCUGGGAGGGCCUGACCCUGAGGUACAGCUGCUCACUGACCAGCACAGACCCUGCACAUCUGCUGCUGGAGCUCCUACCGACACACACGGCCAGGAGGUUUGAGGCCUACCAGCACAUCCGUCCCAACCCGCCACGGCAGCUGAGAGUGAAAGAGAAAGAGAACAAGUGGAUCGUGGAAUGGACUGAACCGAGCACAGCUUCCAAACUGAGACUGUUCUAUCAGGUCUGCUACCACAGAGCCGAUCAGGAAUGUUCCACCCCGCUGAACCUCUCCGAGGGCUCCACGUCCCUCAGCAUCCGGGGAGCGUCUCUGGCCCCGUCCCAGCUCCACCAGGUCAAAGUCAGGUCACUGGUCGAGCCCGGACAUGGUUCCACCUACCAGGGGGUCCCGUCCGAAUGGACCGAUCCCGUACACUGGACCUCACAUGCAGGAGCCUGGUCCCUCACCACCUUGAUAUAUUUUCUCAUCGCUGUGUUUGCGGUCACGGUCUUCUUCGCACUCUACUGCACCAUUCCAGCUUGUCAAAGGAGGGUGGUGCUGUGGGUGGACUCCGUCCCCUCUCCACACAAAAGUAACAUCAUGUGUGAGAUCAAGUGUGUGACCAGUUGGACGCUGCAGACCGAGGACACGUCCAUCUGCAAAGUGCUACUGGACAACACAUCUGAAUGCAGCUCCUCACAUGCUUCCCUGGUGCCGAUCACCACAGCUGAAGAGAAGCUGCUGGAGGCGGACGAGGGUUUCUGGAACAGUGACGACUUGUCCAGUCCUGCUGAGAAGAUGAGCUUCAGUGGACCGUACAUCUUCUGCAAGAGGUCAGAGCCCGACCACAAGUCAGAGGAGGACGAGUGUUUGGAGAAAGAAGACAGGACCUCUUCAGAGGACUCUCCCCCCCCUGUGAAAUUCACCCAGAACGCAGACGGCUACGUGUCUCUACCGAACCGCAGCGUCUCCAGGUCCACACAAGACCUGGUGUCUAACAGCGUUGUCAACACAAACACACACGGGCAGGACAGCGUGGAGCAGGACCCACAGAGGGCAGGGACCACGCCGGGGUCAGAGAAGCCUGACCUCAGCGAGGCCCCCGGCAGGAAGCCACCUCCGGCCUACACCCCUGGACCUUUCGCCCCCUGGCCUCAAGGUGGCAGCAUACAAGCCUCUGGGUACUGUCACCUCCCACAGCACACAUGAGCAAAGUGACCUGCAACACGUCAGAGCAGCACGUGAAGAAGAAGCCGUCAGGCCUCAAUCUGCAGAUAAGAACAAUUCAUCAAGCUGCGGUUUCCUCUGUUGUUAAAGGAUUUUAACUUCCAGGGUGAAACACAGAGAACUGUUGAUCAUUUGGCUGUUACACAUUGGGGAGGAUUUAUUUAGAUUUGUGUUACUCUGACCUGAGAUCAGAGUGUCCAACCACUGGGGGGCAGUAGUGAGCUGAACCUGUAAUUAAUGGAAUUGACGUCAGUGUGAAACACAAACUAACUUUAGACAGAGGUCAGGAUAAAAUAACAGGGACAUUUUAAAGCUCGUCAUUUUCACUGGGACUUGGUUUGAGAUUCUAAUUUCUAUUUUGCUAUUUAUUUUACAGAUUUUUCGCUCAUGUGAAGUUACAGUUAAGAUCUGUGUUGAUGUGUAAAUAUUUUAUUAGUUCCUCAAACGUCAUGUCUGUGUCACAGCUGAGAUAAGAAGCUAAGUUAUGUAAACUGAAUUAUUGUACGAAAUAUGCCUGUUUGCACAAAGCUGAGUUUAGACCUUGUUUUCAAUGUGAAUGUACAUAUGUGAUAUUUCUGCCCUUUGUGUGUUUUCAGUAACAAACUGAGGCCUGCAGAGAUGUUUAACAUUUUAACGAUGGACUGAAAAUAUAUUUUUAAAGCCUCCUUGAAGUUAGGAGACUUUCUUUUUGGAUCCUUUUAGGAGACGUCUGAUGUGUUUGGAACUUUUCCUGGACCGUGUGAUUUCUUUGUGGAUCUUUUCUCGGACCUCUUGUUGUGUUUGCGGACUUCAGCCUUAUUGUCUACGUUGCAUUUGUUGAUGUCAUGGUAGCCAUGUUCUCCGGAAGGUAAGCCAAAGGGCCUCGAAUGCCCCCCUGGUGGUUACCUGCAGCAUUACUCAUAAACUCUGCCUUUUCCAUGUUAUUUGAUAGGACAUGGACCAAAGUAAAAAGUCAAUGUACGCGUCAAAUACGUCUAUCUAAUGGAUCUUUUCUGUAAUUUGCUAAGUUUGGUUUUAAUUAGUUAUUUGACGCACUAAAAAUGGGGUGAAAGGUUAUGAUUGACAGCUGAGACUGACUCAGGAUUGGUCAAACACACACCAUAUUUGGUGUGCAGGCAUGUAUGAGACUGCAAAGCAACAUUACUGUAAAACCUUUUUAUAUCAUGAGGGUAUUGUUGGCAGGAUGACGCAGAACUCUUUCUUGUCUCUGCAGCGAGAACACAAUGCUGGAAUUCCAGGCAUGCUGAUAUUGACUUCCUGUGUUCUCAGCCCAUCGCUAGGUACAGCUUCCUGUCUGAUGAGGCUGAGGAGACGUUCGACUCACACACCGACGGAUUCACGAUGCCCGCGAAGGUGCACAUAUUUUGGCGUUGGAAAGUGAUUUGUUGGGUUUUCAGGGGUUUGUCCAGAUGUUCAAAAACAGUCACAUUCCCCAGGUUCACAUCCAGCAUCAGGGAGCGGUUGUUCCCUGAAGGAGGUCGGUGCUUCAGACAGAUUCACAUCGAUCCUGAUCAGUGAAAAGGAAAGGACACAGGUUGUUUGUGGACGGACGCAGCAGGGUUAGUGUGUGUGUGUCUGAUAUCCGGGUGGAUGUGUGGUCAUCUGUGUACAGCGUGUCCCUGGCCGCUCUCGUACAUAAAAAACAGGAAAAUAAAAAGCGCUGGAAGGUGUAGGGAGUGUGCGGAGCCACACGGAUGCUUGUGUAACCUCCUGUUCAAAGGCCUCCUGUUUCCUCAGCACUGUCCAGCAGGGAAUCCAGGCCACACUCAAACACACAGUCACCUCAGAGACUUGUCAGUGUAACAUCAAACUCUCUUGUUUGGAUUGUUUACCUCUUUUUGCCAUUUUGUUUUCUAAUCUUUUAAAGUUCUGUAUUUUCUUAUGACUUGCUGGUCAAGUGGUGACAACCUCACAUGCCCACGUAUGUCUAUGUUUAUAUUUUACACUUGGUGUCUUCAUCAUGAGUUUAAAUAAAUGAUGCUUUUCUUUG